UCUUACAUUAUGCUUCGUUGGGCUUUGGUUUUCUCUGUUGUCGUGGCCGUAGCAAACGGAAAGAUUCUGAGUGCUCAGCAAUUCCAGCAGGAGCUGAGGAAGAACCACGUUCCGGAAUGGAUGAUUGGCACAUUCACUUGCAUUGCGAAACGCGAAUCCGGCUUCAACACUGCUGCGAGGAAUUGGCACACGGGAGAUCACGGCAUCUUUCAGAUCAGCCAGAAAUACUGGUGCUCUCCACCAGGAAAAGGAUGCAAAGUUUCUUGCGACGCUCUGCGAAACAAUGAUUUAAAGGAUGAUAUUAAAUGCGCAAUGCUUAUUUACAACAAGAGCGGUUUCAAUGCUUGGGCCACUUACCAAUAUUGUCGUUAAUUACUUGAUUUUCUUAUUAAUUCGCACAAUUUCCACGUUUUGAUUAUUGUUUGAUUGUAUUUGCUAUAAUUAGAAUUUAGAUUAAUGAAAAUAGUUUUUUUUGAUAGAAUUAAGA
Nicrophorus vespilloides is the source of this 487-nucleotide messenger RNA. Its product is annotated as lysozyme c-1-like. The transcript has 2 exons. Lineage: Eukaryota; Metazoa; Arthropoda; Insecta; Coleoptera; Silphidae. The coding region runs from base 10 to 372 and encodes 120 amino acids. The record is from RefSeq and is a predicted model, not a curated record.